AUGUCCGUCCGCUCACUCCUGAUUGGCCGCCAACCGGGGCCCACUUUUGGGGUGGGCGGAACCGAAAGCGCCAAAGGAAGAAUGUUCUCCUACUUUGACGCUUCCUCCACUGAUGAACCCUUCACCCUGGAGGAUAUCUAUGGUCUCGAAGUCGUCCCGGUGGCGAACGGCACCAAGAGGACCAGCAACGUGGCCGCAAGUCACAUCUCUGAGGACGUGCGUAGCUUCCUGACCGGCCGCUUGUCCACAUUAAUCAUCCCAUCUUUCUACACCUUGGUGUGCCUCUUCGCCCUGCCUGUCAACGCCUGCGCCGUCCUGGCCUUCUCGCGGCGCAUUCGGCCCAAGAAACCCGCCGCCAUUUACAUGCUCAACCUGGCGUGCGCUGACCUGCUCUUCGCCUCGCUUCUGCCAUUGAAGGCGGCAUACCACUUCGCCGGGAACAACUGGGUGUUCGGAGAGAACGUGUGCCGCGUGGUUACUGCCGCUUUCUACUGGAAUAUGUACUGCUCAGUCCUCCUAGUGGCGUGCAUCAGCGUGGACCGCCUCCUGGCAGUAGUGUAUCCCAUUGACUCGCUGGCGUGGAGAACGCCACGCAACGCCGUCCUAGCUUGCGUGGCCAUGUGGGUCCUGUCCCUGGCGGGCUCAGUGCCUCUGGUGGUCUCGGAGCAGACGUUCUACCUGAAGGAGCUAAACAUCACCACCUGCCAUGACGUCCGGCCGGUGGGUGAGGUGGUCGGGCUCUUCGGGCCGUACUUUGUUGCCUUGUGUGUUGCCCUCUUCAUCGUCCCGCUGAUAGUCACUGUCACGUCGUACAUCCGCGUCAUCUGGUCCCUGAGCCGGGCCCCUCGCGGUAUUCCCGGACGCUCCCGUCGGAAAACCAGAGCUCUGGUGAUGGCGCUAACCGUUCUGGUGAUGUUUUUCUUGUGCUUCGCGCCCACAAACUGCCUCCUCCUGGUGCAUUACGCGCAGCUCCACAGCGGGGUGAAGCAGGUCAGUGAUGCCCCUGAGAGCUCAUACGUGGCAUACCUGUUCUUCCUGUGUUUUGGCACUCUUAACUGCCUGCUGGAUCCGUUGCUCUACUGCUUCGGGUCAUCCCAAUGUCAGCGAGAGCUUGCCGGAGCACUUAAGUGUCAGAAGAUAGGUGAGAGCUUCAGCACCAGCUCAUCAGACUCGUACAGAUCCAGCACCAGGACCAUUUUGAAGAGUAGCCACACAGAGCGUUCUGUUCAAAACGUCUCACAUGCCAAGAAGGAUUCUUUGCAGAGAAGCCAGAGCGGCCAGUAUAAGAAACUUCUAGUCUGA
Messenger RNA from Nerophis lumbriciformis (worm pipefish), 1302 nucleotides. NCBI's taxonomy places the organism in Eukaryota, Metazoa, Chordata, Actinopteri, Syngnathiformes, Syngnathidae. The record is from RefSeq and is a predicted model, not a curated record.